Propithecus coquereli (Coquerel's sifaka) is the source of this 4910-nucleotide messenger RNA. RefSeq names its product C2 calcium-dependent domain containing 2 (gene C2CD2). NCBI's taxonomy places the organism in Eukaryota, Metazoa, Chordata, Mammalia, Primates, Indriidae. The transcript has 12 exons. The annotation marks the transcript as partial. The record is from RefSeq and is a predicted model, not a curated record.
GUGGUGGUCUGUCACGCGGUGGGCCAGGCCGCCCAGUUCUCGGUCAGCGUGGGGCCCGCCUCGGCCGUGGGCGGGGGACGCCGGCUGUACGACGUGCGGCUCUCCCCCUUCCAUCUACAGCUGGAGCUCCACCUGCAAGAAAAGAGAGAGGACAUCCAGGUUCGGUGGUCCUUCAUCAGCGUGCCGGAAAUGGCCAUUAAGGUCCAACCCAAAGCACAGGGGGAGGACCAGGGGGCUGAGACAGGUGCAAUAUCUGACACCCUCAAGGACAUCCUAAAGUGCGCGGUUGGCUCUGCCUCCCCGUCAGUGGUUCUGAGCGCCAGGCCUGUGAAUGUAACGGAAGUUCAGAAUCUACAGUGUGCUCCAUCUACUGCUCAGGAAUCCUGCCCUCCUAAGCCUCCAAGGGCUCACGAACUAAAACUGCUGGUGAAGAACAUCCGCGCCUCGCUGCUAAACGAUCCUGGUGCUUCAGGCGACACUAACACAGUGUGCAUAGCUGAGCUGAACGAGCCUGCUCAGAGGUUCUCCAGCGCCCUAGUGAAAAAUACUAGCAGCCUCACCUGGGAAGAAGAAUUCACCUUUGAGCUGAAUGCCAAGUCGAGGGAGCUACACCUGCAGAUUUCGGAGGCGGGCUCAGGAGGUCUGUUGGCGGUGACGAUGGUUCCUUUAGACUUAUUUAAGAAGCAGCCUUCUGGACCACAGAGCUUUACGCUGACCGGCGGGUCCGCCCUUGGCAGCUCGGUGCUGGGUUCGGUCACGGCAGAGUUUUCUUACGUAGAACCCGGUGAACUGAAAUCCUGGCCAGUCCCUCCCUCUGUUCCCGCUGCAAAGAUAGAGAAGGACCGCACAGUGAUGCCCUGUGGGACCAUAGUCACUACUGUCACUGCCGUGAAGACCAAGCCUCGCUUCGACAUGGGGAGGGCAUCCCCGCCGAGCUCUGAGUCUCCUGCGAGGACGCCCGUCAAGGUGAAGGUGGUCGAGAAGGACAUCUCCGUCCAGGCCAUCGCCUGCCACGGCGCCCCCGUCAGCAAGACGCUGUCUUCUUCGGACACAGAACUGUUGGUGUUGAACGGUUCGGACCCGGUGGCUGAAGUGGCCAUUCGACAGCUCAGUGAAUCUUCAAAGCUGAAACUCAAGUCUCCGCGGAAGAAGAGUACCAUUAUCAUAUCAGGGAUCUCCAAGACCUCACUAUCUCAGGACCACGACACUGCCCUGAUGCAGGACUAUGCGGCCUCCAUGGACAGCGCCCCCCAGGAGGACACCUCGUCCCACCUGGAUGCAGCUGCGGCCUCUGCCCCGCCGGAGGAGGACCAGCCAGCCCAGGCCCCCCCUGGCCCCGAGCCCCAGGAAAAUGAACUGGACUCCUGGGACCUGGAGAAGGAGUCCCAGGCUGCCGCGUGGAGCGGCCCAGCCGCACUGGACCCUGAUGGGGACGAGCUGUCGGAGAGCUCCCUGAGCGUCUCAGAGCCGGGCGCCGCCAAAAAGCGUAAAGGAGGAAUCCUGAGGAAAAGUGCAAAGCUGUUCUUCCGCCGGCGGCAUCAACAGAAAGACCCAGGCAUGAGCCAGUCACACAAUGACCUCGUGUUCCUGCAGCAGCCGGAGGGGGCCCGGAGGAAGGGGGUCACCCUCACCAGGAUUCUGAACAAGAAGCUGCUCCCCAGGCACAGAAGCAAGCACGCCAUGAACGGCGCGCCCCUGGAACCCUGCACGUAGGGCCUGAGGAUGGCGCCUCCUUGAAGCCGGAAGACGUGGACCCGCACUAACCGCCCUCCGCAGGACAGAUGGAGAGUGUCAGCCACCUGUCUGACACCCCGCUUGUCUAGCUGGGUUUUUUCCAACAAUCUAGUCUUUUAAAGGGAAAAAAAAAAUCUCAGUCUCCAGCCAGGAGGCUGCCCCUAGAGAGGACUGAAAAAGCCCCAUUUGCCACCAGAUGCCAAAUGAGACCGACGGCCCCAUAGCUUGGCUGUGCUCAGAUCCAAGAGUUCAGGGUGAACGCUAGAAGGAGAUGUACAUUGUGGUAAGAUCGUGCCCUCAGUGGACUGUGGAGGGCAGGUUUGGGGGACCCACUCUGCACUCUGACAAGUGUUGUUUUGGGUCCAUGCCUGGACCACGUCACAAAGAGGAGGUGCUCGCUGUGCUGUCACUGUGAAUGGAACAGAUGGGUCACCUCUCCUAAUUUGCUGCUUAGAAUAAAAAGGUGCAGCUGGCCCCGAGUACAGGGAGGUGGGACAUAGGCAGGGUUUUGAUAAAUAGAGAAAUUGUGAUAGGAAUGGAAAUGCUAUGACAAAUGUAGGAAGAUAUUUGCCUUUGAUAUUAGCCAUAGAACUCGAACACUUAUGCAAAUACUGAAUAUAUCCUAUGCAUAUGUAUUAUGCUGAACACCUCCCUAAGUUUACUUUGAGCCUCCUUGCAAGUGGAAGAUACAGAAGUUCUUAUGUGGUUUUUACAUUCUUCGCUAUCAUGAGAAAAGCUCUCCAACUACCGUUGGAGCAGGUGACACCCAGAUCUUUCUUCCUGCCUGUCAUACUUGCUAGACAAGAGCACAGCAAGUCUGUCGAAGGAAGGUAGGAGCAACAAGAGCUCACAGAUCAUGCUAACCACACACAUGGUUUUUGCCAAAUACUGCCAAAGGCCAAAACAAAGUGCUUUUAGGGCAAUAGAGAAAAUUAUUUGUGUCUCUGGUGUCAGUCUUAGGAAUGGAAGUUUAACAACCGGGGCCAAACUUCCGAUAGACGUGCUUGUUAAAGAGCAGCUGUCACUGGGCAAAUGGUUUGGCAGAUCAACAAGAUUCAUUUUCCUCCAGUAAGAUUUAAAAGGCUAUUCCGAACACUUGACUUCUGUCAUGGAUAUGAAAUUGGGUGAGCUUCUUUCUCCAGGCUCUUUUGUUGAUCCUUAAACAUUAAAUGUCUUAGGGGCCAUAGAGCCGUUGCUGAGCAAAAACCUAUAUAAAAACAAAAGUUAUAGAAUUCUUUUUUUGAGGAAGAAAUUUGAAAACUACAUUAAGAAUUUCACUUUAAAAUACACAUUAAAAACUUCUUAGGUGUUCCAGGAAUGAGCAAGUUACUUUAAAAUGACUUUUUCACCAUCCCUUGUUUUUAAAAAUUAUGUUCCAAUUUUAAUCAUUGUAAAACAGCACCUGGAGUUUCAAAAUAUAUUAAUACUACCAAGUUAGUCCCCAAAGUUAGUAAUCACUAGCAGUCCUUCGGGACGGACGGUCACACUAACAUUUUGUUCUACUUGAAGUGUUACUACUGUGGGUCACGUGACAAACAGAACCUCUGACACAUAGGAAUUAAUUCUAAGAGGAUAUCAUGUGUCAGAAUUUCAGACACUAAUCAGAAGUUUAUAAUAGUGUUUUUUGUUUGAUUUUGAAAUUCAGGUGGACUCAACGGAUCCAAUGUAUUCCAGUGUGAAGGUAUCAGAAUUUUAGAUUAAGAUUUCUCGCCGUCGAAAGAAAAAAUGUUUUUAGCCAUCCCAUUCCCAGGUUAACCCCAUGAACAUUGCGUUCGCUGUUUAACACCUGUGUCUAGGGCUCUGCUUCCUGUAGACACACUCACCUCCGUCUUGCGGCCUUUUCUGAAGUGACGGAAAACACUAACUUGGCAGGGAGUUGACGAGGAAAUGAAGAAAGCAUCAGGGUGGCACUAUGAGAGAACGGGCUGUGUUGAUACUGUGAAUGUUUCUUUUCUAAGCUGUUUGUUCCGGGUUUGUUUUCUCACGGUGUCGGGUAUUUAUGUUAAAGUCAAUGUCGAUUAAGAUCAUACACCAAACGCUAAACAUACUAAUGUGUAUUUUAGUGACUAAUGUGUAACUUGGUUCCUUCGUCUCUUCGACAAGCUUUCGUGGCUUGAGGGAUCUUGUUUUUGGUUUUUGUCUCGAUGAAAUUUUUGCAGUGGUAUUUUCAGAGUGAUUCCUCAUGAACACUGCUAUGAACGUGUGUCUGUGUCUCUGGAACCAGGCGCUCAAGUCGCACUUAGUGAGCCUAAAGCCCUUCCGUUGUGCCGUUGGAGGGUGUGCCUGUGUGCUCUGCGGAGCUUAAGUGUGUGUGCGUUUGUGUUAAUGUAGCAACGACGAAAUCUCCUUGUUCAGCUGGAAACCUGCUGCGAGAAAGAGUUUUGACAGAGCACUUUAUUUUCAUCAAGUUCCAAGUUUAAGUCCAAAACCAGCCCUCCCGAUUGCUGCUUGGCCAGCCGCCAGCCAGAUACAAAUCAGGUGCCCAUCUAGACGUUUGCUUGGGUUUUACUGGCCACAUCUGUAGAAGAGAGUUGUGAAUUUUCUUUUUUAGCAGAAAGGGAAAGAUUAAUUUACAUUGCUGCCAACAAAAGCGGGUGUUUUCUGGGUAAUAAUCUCGAGGCUCUCGGUCUGGAUAUCUCAGAGUACCGAUUGGCGGAUGCGGGAAGUCAGAACAUUGAUCCCAUCAGAGAGAAAACAGGUCUCGGCAGUAUCCCCACUGCCCCAGGUAGGCAUAGCCGUGAUUACCAAAGCAACCAGCACGGGGCAAGGCCGCUCUUGCAUCCUGCAAAGCAAACUCAGGUUACCUUUGGCUCAUGACCUUCCAUGUUCCCGUUUUAUGUGCGACAAGGCAUUUGAAAUGCAUGAAACUGCCCAGUUCCCUCAGCUAACAGCUGGUCAGUAACGUACCAUUCAUCGAGGCUUGUAGUUUGCUGUUUUUUUCCCCCGAUGUUAUGUCAAACCUACAUUUUAAAAAGAGAAGAAAAGCUUUUCCAGGUCUGUGGGAAGAUUUGGCCAGAUGCUGGAGUGUGGUGGUAAAUUUACGUGGCAGUGAUUGUAUUUCUUGGUAGCACUUUAAAAACAGAAGUCAGUCCUGCACCAGGCCUGCGCCCCGGGCUCUGGGCGGGCUUCUUUGGACACGUGGCUGGAACAUGAACAAUCUCUGAAAGAAAUAAACG